AUGGCAACUGAGAUUAUGAAGGGGUACAACGAUCUGCAGCAGGAGUUGGACCGUGCAAGGUGUAACCUGAAAGGCCUAAAUGAUAACAUUCGGAGAAUAUUUGGACGCGAUCCGGCCAGUACGGAGCAGUACAAUAACAAUGGUCGCGAUGAUGCCACCGGACCGUAUGCCCCGAACGGAGGAAACAAAAAAAGUCCCGUCGUAAAGGAGGCGUACGAUUCCCGCAAGCGAAGCUCAGUCGGGUUCGAUUCACCUCAUGGGAUGGGGCCACGCCGGGACCAUGGUAGAGCCUACCCGGACCCCAGUCAAAAUCCAGCCAAACGGCGUGCCAUAGGAGAAACGAAGUCCGUUUUCAGCCGUCUUUCCGGUCCUCCAAAUCGUGAUGUAGAUUACGAGAAACCUCGAAUUUUUUCCCGCGUCAUCAAAGAACAGCCCUCCAAGGAGGACAUUGUGGCGGCGCAAGGUUCGGACGAACGGUCGCGUGCUCGUAACCGUCGCAUCUUCGGUUCGCUGUUAGGUACGCUGCAAAAGUUCUCCCAGGAGGAGUCGAAACUGAAGUCCAAAGAGGAGAAGAAAGCAUUGAUUGAGAAGAAGCUGGAGGAGCAGGAAAAGAUGGAACGAGAAAACAUGCUCAAGGAGAAGCAAUGCCUGUUUACGGAUCGCAAACGGCAACAGUUGGAAAUCCGUGCACUGGAAACAAAGGUGGCCAUGCUGAAAGCGCUGGAAACGUGGGAAAACUCGAAACGACCGCUGCAGAACUUUAUCAAAACGAAAACCAACCCACCGAUUUACUACCUACCAAAGCGGAUGAAUGCUGUCAUGGAAAAGAAGCUGGCCGAUUGCCAGCAGGAGCAACAAAAAAUGAUGGAAGAAAAGCGACAAGAAGUGAUGGAAAGCAUUGAAGCGGUGGAAGCACGGUUCAGAGCUGACAUCAAAUCGCUGGAGGAACACGAUGCGAAAGAUCGUUCCAAUGCCGGUGGUUACGAGCGGGUAAAAUCUUCCGGUAACUUCGACGAAAGCAUCGGUGGCGGUUCAAAGCAUGAUCGAUCAAAGAUGGAAGAAGACGAUGAGGACGACGAUCCGCACAGUUCGUAUCAUUACGAGCAGGACGAACCGCUCGAAGUGGCCGAAGGGCCUGCCUUACCAGCAUCGAUGGUGUCAAGGUUUAAGAUUACGAUUCAUAAUACUGACCAAAAGCAUGAUACCAUUGAACGGCGGGAUAUGCCUUUGGAAGAGUCGAAACCUGUACGACUAUUGUCAGCGGACCAAAUGGAGGAAGACGCAUCCGUUGUGGAAAUGGAUGAGGACGCGGAAAGUCUCAGUAGACGCAAGACUUCCAUUGAUCGUUCGUCAAAGAGCAUUCAGAUCACGUUCCGGGCGUCCAACCCGGACGAUAACUGA
Molecule: messenger RNA, 1401 nt
Organism: Anopheles marshallii
Lineage: Eukaryota; Metazoa; Arthropoda; Insecta; Diptera; Culicidae
Gene: Pnn
Product: pinin
Exons: 3
Coding region: 1-1401 (466 amino acids)
Cellular component (GO): catalytic step 2 spliceosome
Source: RefSeq, a predicted model, not a curated record